AGCAGCACGCAGCUGUAAGUGAAAGCAGCACGCAGCUGUAAGUGAAAGCAGCACGCAGUGGUACGUGAAGGCAGCACAACAUAAACCCAUGACGGAGGGCACAACGUGUACGCAGGUGUAAACUUCGGGAUGGAAACGUUGAGCUGUUUGGUGUAAAAUAUUCACACCGCCCGGGUAGUCGGUGGAAAACCGGCUUGGCCGUUCGGGCGCUGAGGCUCCGCCAUGGGGAUCCGGUUUUCCCGUAGCGGCAGCAGCCUGUCGCUCCUCCCGGGGAGGCAGCGCUCCGAGCCGAGAGAUUCGGACGACGACUCUUUGGACGGCCUGGUCCGACGGGAGGACAUCGCUCAGUUCCCCUACGUGGAGUUCACCGGCAGGGACAGCAUAACGUGUCCAACGUGCCAAGGCACCGGGCGGAUACCCUCGGGUCAAGUAAAUGAGCUGGUCGCAUUGAUCCCGUACAGCGACCAGAGGCUGCGGCCCCAAAGGACGAAGCUGUACGUGGUCCUGUCGGUGGUGUUGUGCCUCCUUGCUUCCUCGCUCGUGGCCUUCUUCCUGUUCCCUCGAUCCGUGGUGGUGGUGGAUGAUGGGAUACACUCUGUGACGGUGCGCCUCAACCCCGCCACCAUGAAUGUCCUCAUGAACAUGACGAGCACCCUGAACCUCAGCAAUCCAAACUUCUUCUCGGUGCUGGUGCAGAGUGUGAGCUGUCAGGUCCUCUACAUGAAGACGGUGAUCGGCACCCAGCAGCUGGACAGCGUCACCACCAUCCUGCCGCUGGGUCACAGUCAGGUCAACUACACUGUCAGCGUGGAGAUUGGGAGCAGCGCGCCCUACGUCUAUGCCUUCUGCGCCAUGCCCAUUAAGGUCCACAACAUCGUCGUAUACAUGCAGACCACGGUGAAAACGUCCUACAUGGUGCGAACGUCCCAGAACAGCCUGGAGGCCUACCGCUACAUCGACUGUGGCUCCAACUCCACGCGCCACCGGAUCGCCGGCCCCAACCGGCAGCUCCUACUGUCAGAAGGGCCCUCGCCUCUUCUGCUCCCCGGAGGUCAGGGACACCACGGAGCACCAAGCGCUGCUUUGCUGUGAGCUCACUCCAUUGCAGGGAAGAUAAACGCCAACUUAUGAUGUCGUAAAGGCUUUUAAUUUUGGUGUUUCUUUUAAAUCUGCACAUUGGUUACCAUCCGACAAGGCAGCACAUAUUAGGGGCUUAUUUCAGUUGCAUUAUGGGGGCUGAUGUCCACAACAAGCUUAACAAAGGUUGGUUCAGCGACACUGCAGAGGGCCCUUUUGUUUAAGACGACCUUCACAUUCCUGCUCUCAGCUCUAACUGCAUUUGCCUGAGCGACGUUUCUCCAAACCCCCUCCGCUCUUCAACGGCUGCUGACGUGUUGUUUUUGCAGUAAUAUUUAACAACAUUUAUCAUAUCGCAGUCAUCCCAUCGAGUCUAAGCACGCUGGUUUUAGAUCCCAUGUGUCAAAAGGUGAUUUGACGUGUGUGUGUUGCGUGUGUAUAUAUAUAUAUUUCUAUUUCUAUAAAGGGAUAGUUUGUAAAUUUGGGAACAUGUAUUUUUAACCAGGGGUUUUAAAAGCAUAGUUUAUAUUGUUAUGCAAUUAAAGGGACAUGUGAAUAAAUAAAACUAAUUAACUUCAUUGCCUGUUUCUUCCAAUUACUGCUGUAAUUUAGCAUUGCAUCAAUUGAUUGCUGGAGAAAGCAAAUAUCUCAUUGUGAGUACAAAUCACUCUCUGCAGCCCUUACCCAUGUCGGCCCAAAAUAAGCACCGACCCAAAAGCACUUCCGGU
This is a messenger RNA of Pungitius pungitius (ninespine stickleback), 1805 nucleotides long. It is a transcript of the gene tmem106c, whose product is annotated as transmembrane protein 106C. NCBI's taxonomy places the organism in Eukaryota, Metazoa, Chordata, Actinopteri, Perciformes, Gasterosteidae. The transcript has 8 exons. The record is from RefSeq and is a predicted model, not a curated record. The coding region runs from base 223 to 1092 and encodes 289 amino acids.